This is a messenger RNA of Trichechus manatus latirostris (Florida manatee), 10560 nucleotides long. It is a transcript of the gene PPP2R2A, whose product is annotated as protein phosphatase 2 regulatory subunit Balpha. Lineage: Eukaryota; Metazoa; Chordata; Mammalia; Sirenia; Trichechidae. The record is from RefSeq and is a predicted model, not a curated record. The transcript has 9 exons. Gene Ontology annotation, cellular component: protein phosphatase type 2A complex; cytosol. Gene Ontology annotation, molecular function: protein phosphatase regulator activity; protein binding. The coding region runs from base 4696 to 5973 and encodes 425 amino acids.
GUACCAGUCUGUUUUGACUACCGUGGCAGUAUAAUCGGUUCUAAAAUCAGGUAGUGUGAGGGCUCCUACUUUGUUCUUCUUCUUGAGUAAUGCUUUACUUAUCUGGGGCCUCUUCCCAAGAGAAAAUUUUGAUUCUUUACUAUUGACUCUUUGGAAGCAGGUAGCAGCAGGGCUUUAGAAAUAUUCCUACAAUUUAGAGGAAAAAAUAAGAUGAAAAUUAUGACAAAAGUAUAGGAAACAUGGAGAAUAGCUCCAGCAUAUAAUAAAAUUCAGAGUGAGAGGUCAGAGCAAACAGAUCAAAGAAAUAAUAAGAAAUUUUCCCGAGCUAGAAAGGGCAGAUCAGGGCAGAAAAGGUAUAGCUAACAUUUAUCGAGUAGUUAUUAUAUACCAAGUAUUUGAUGUGUUUAAACUCAUUUAAUAUUCCCUACAACCCCCAUGUGGUACAAGCCCUGUUAAUAUUAUUCUCUUACAGUUACCUAAAGUGAAUACCAAGCAAAAUAAAUGAACUUUGCGCCUAGGAAUAGCAGUUGCCACUGGGUUGAUUCUGACUCAUAGCAACCCUAUAGGACAGAGUAGAACUGCACCAUAGGAUUCCAAGGCUGUAAAUCUUUCUGGAAACAGACUGCCACAUCUUUCUCCCAUAGAAGGGCUACUUGGUUCGAGCUGCUGACCUUUUGGUUAGCAGCCGAGCUCUUAACCACUGCGCCACCAGAGCUUCUCUACCUAGGAGUAACCUAGUAGAAAUUUUGCAUUUUAGGACAUAGAAAUCAAUAGUACAAGUAUCCAAACAAGAAGCAGGUUGUCUUCAAAGGAAGGAGUAUGAAGUUAGCAUUGCAUUUGUGUUCUGAAAUUAAAUGCUAGAACUGUGCUGUCCAUUAUGGUAGCCAUGUGGUUAUUAAGUUAAUUAAAAGUAAAUAAAUUCAAUUCCUCAGUUACACUAGCUGCAUUUCAAGUACUCAGUAGAUACAUGUGGCUAGUGGCUACUGUAUUGGACAGUGCAGAAUAGAACAUUUCAAUUAUCACAAAGUUUUAGUAAUGCUGUGCUAGAAGAUGGUGGAGUGACAUCUAGAGAACUCUGAGGAAAAUCUGUUAAAACUAAGGCUCCUGUAUCAAUGAAACUGUGCUUCACAUAGGCAGGACAGCAAAAUGGCAUUUUUCAGACUUGCAGUGACUCAGAAAGUAUAUCUCUGAAGUACAUUUCUUGGAAAAAUACAACUCUCAGUAUACCUAGCUAACUGAAAAGUCAGCAACUCAGAAGCGUGAUAGUCAACUUCAGAGUCCUGUUUAACUCUCUCCUGUCCUGUUUCUCAAAAUGACCCAAGAAAUAUAAACUAAGAGAGAGUGCCCUUCAUAAACCAGAUUUCAAACUGUCGAAACAGUGAUUUCAGCCUAGACAGUUUGAUUCCAGAGUUCCCUUCCUCUUUCUGACAGCUGUAAAAUAAAGCCACAGAAGAAAACAACUUUUAUUUUAGGAAGACUAAUCCACUGAAAUCACCUUUGUCAAAAUCAGCCCAGCCCCAAAAUGUCCAUGUUGCCAAAUCAUACUCCUUACUUGGUCUCUGUGCAUCUUUUGACACAGUUAAUUACUGCCUUCUUUUAGAAACACUUCCUUUGCUUGGCUUCCAGAAAAACUUUCCUACCUCAUGGAUAGUUCCUUUAGUCUCCUUUCCUAGUUGUUUCAUCAACCUCUAAAUGUAGGAAAGCCUUAUGGCUCGGUCCUCAGACCUUUUUUUCUUUAUCUACACUCACUAGGAAAUCACAUUUAGUCAAAUGACUUUAAAUGCCUUCUGUUAGCUGGUGAUACUCUAUAUCUCUUUUUUUCCUAAACUUCAAUCAAAUAUAUCUAGCUGCCAUAUGAUACUUCUAGUUGGUAUCUAGUUGCAGUCUACACCAAAGAUGUCAAAAUGGAAUUUUUGGUUCCCUGCUUACCCCAUACUUGCUCGCUCUCUAGUAUGUCUCUUCUCAGCAAAUGGCACUGCCAUUUUCCCCAUUUGGCUUGGCUCUAAAACCUUGGAAUCAUCUUUUGAUGCCUCUGUGCACCAGCAAGUUCUGCCAGCACUCUCUUCAGAAUGUGUUCUGAAUUCAUCCAUUUCUUUGUGGCUCCGACCAUCAUUGCCUCUUGCUUAAGGUAAUGCAGUAACUUAAGGACCAUUCUUCUUUCAUCCAGUUUUAUACUGUAUUCACAUAACAGAUAAUCGAUCACUUUAAAACAUAAAUUAGAACCUCUUAUACCUUCUUAUCAUACUUACACCAAAGCUCACAAGGCCCUAUACAGUCUUGCAUCAGCUAAAUGAUUCUGUCUCCUCUACCACCACUUCUGUUACUUAUUCUGCUUUAUUCUUACUGACUUUCUUGCUUUUAUCAAGUUUACCAAGCUUAUUCACACUUAGGCUUUCUGCUUCGAAUACUUUCCUUAAAAGUUUUCGUGGCUUUUUCCCUAUUAAAUUUUGGUUUCUCUCUUAAGUCAGCUCCUCAAAGUUUUCUCUGCCACUCUACCUGAAAUGGUAUCUCUCCCCUCCCUUUACUUUCUUAUUGGACUUUAUGUUUUUAUUGGAGUUAGCAUUACCUGAUACAUUUUAUAUUUAUUACUUAUUUGUUUAUAAUAUGUCUUCAUCACUGGGUUGUAAGAUCCAUGAAUGAAGACAGGGAUUUUUGUCUGUCUUAUAUACUUUUGUAUCCUUAGCACCUAGAAAGAGUGUCUGACAUGUAGUAGAUGCUUAGUAAGAUAUUUGUUGAAGGAAUGCCUUAAGAAUGAGCAAAACAACAAAAAGUCAUAAGAUUUAUAAAAAGUAAGACUAGUGUUAAGAAUCAGUGGAAUAAACUUAGUCCAAGUAAGUGGGAAAAAAAACCUUUAAUAUUUAAUUCUCUUUCUAUGUGAUCGAUGAAAGAAAUUAUAUCUUUUAAAAUGGAACAAUAUGAAAAUAAUUUCAAAUGAUGAGAAACAUUACAUGAUUGUUUAAAAAGUUUAGUGGAGACAAUGAAUUCCAGUUCAAAUACAAUUGAAAACAAGAUCAGGAAGUUAUCUUUUUUUUUUUCUAAAGGAAAUUAUCAUCUUGGCCUAACUAGCCUACCAGAACUGAGAAGGAGAGGAUAAAAAAAGAAAGAUGAGCAAAAAGAAUUUUCUGAACUUUUUUUUUUUUUAAAUAGUAUAUGAUGCAUUCCUUUUGGUUAAGAGUUCUGGCUCAAUCCUUUGGAUGAUUUAGCCAAUUGAUCUUAGCUUUUUUUCUUUAACCUGAAGUUGUACCUAUCAUUUAGAUGCUGUUAAAUAAUACUAAUAUAAGUGAGAUAAUCUGUUAAUGAUAUUAAGUGCAUUUAGUCAAUGGGAGAACCUAGACAUUAUUCUUGCAUUUGUCUUCUUCUCUCCACACCCUACCAAUUAUCAUGCGUUGCUUUAUAUGCUUCGUAAAUGUAUUUUAAAACCUCUGUCUACACUUCAUCGCCUCUUUUGCUUCUGUGUUCUAGUUUGUUUAUCUGUUAAAUUACUGGGGCAUUGUGAGAAAUAAGGAGCCCUGGUGGCACAGUGGUUAAGCAUUUUAACCACUACUAACCAGAAGAUUGGCAGUUCAACUCCACCAGCCGCUCCUUGGAAACCCUAUGGGGCAGUUCUCCUGUGUCCUGUAAGGUUGCUAAGAGUGAUAAUUGACUAGAUGGCAAUGGGUUUGGUUUUGGUGAGAAAUAAAUCCUGACAUAUACUGCAAGUGCAUCUUAAAUGUUGGCUGUUUCUAAUAAUAUUGUUAUUGUGCUAUACUGGUUCAGAUCACUGUCAUUGCUUACCAAGAUUUUUGGAGUAACCUCCAGAUUGGCUCCAGUUUUCUCUCUACCUGCCCUCCUGCCAAUUCCCAUUUCUGUUUACUGCAGCUUGAAUAAUCUGAAGUGCACAUCUAAUUGGAUUUAUUAUUGUUGUUAGUUGCAGUCAAGUUUUCUCCUUCUCAUGGUGACCUAUGUAGAUUAGAACGAAGUGUUGCCGAAUUACUCCUACUUAGCAUCUCCCUUUUGCCACUGGAAUAAAGUAUAACAAUUUUUUAACUUCUUUAAAGAACUCUUUAACCUCCUUCUAAAUAGUCUUCCCUUUUUUACCCUUUGGAGAUGAGCUACAGGAAUCCUAUCAGGAAACAAAAAAUUAAGUUGGGUGUGACUCUCCCAAGACAUGGGCAAUGAAGUGCUUUCUGGUUCUUGCAGCAUGGUCAUAGUAAUCAUAGUUGGAAAUGAUUUUAGGCAAAUACUAAUAGCCAGAUAUCCAUUCUGAUUAUAAAAAUAUUUUAAUAAGGCAUGUAUAGAUGCACUAGCUUUGUGCAGUACUACUUGUUUGUAUACACAAUCUCCCCGAGAAACUAUUUCUGUUGGAUAAAGCAACUGAAUGAGGUGAGUUGCUUUGUGGAAUUAUUCAUUGUGAGUCAGCUAAAAGGUGUUGAGCAUCUAAUGAAGAUGACAUCUGUAGGAUUAGAAUAGUCAAUUUAGCUCUCUAGCCUAACAUUGUAUAUAGCAUUUUUACCCAAGGCUUGUUGUCUGUUAAGAUCACAGCUGUAGACUAAACGUAUUAGCAACUGUUUAUCUUUCUGUUCUUUGUUGCAGGAGGGUAUGGUUCCAUUCCAUUUUAUCCAAACAUGAUAUCAGAUUAUCCAGGAACAAGUUAAAAAGAAGGGAGACUGGUUCCAGAACACAUCUCUGGAAAUUACCCUAUGGACCCUGACUCUCAUGGCAGGAUUACAAUCAGAUAUAAUUUCUACAGUAGAAUUUAAUCAUUCUGGAGAAUUACUAGCAACAGGAGAUAAAGGUGGUAGAGUCGUCAUCUUUCAGCAGGAGCAGGAGAACAAAAUCCAGUCUCAUAGCAGAGGAGAAUAUAAUGUUUACAGCACCUUCCAGAGCCAUGAACCAGAGUUUGACUACUUGAAAAGUUUAGAAAUAGAAGAAAAGAUCAACAAAAUUAGGUGGUUGCCCCAGAAAAAUGCUGCUCAGUUUUUAUUGUCUACCAAUGAUAAAACAAUAAAAUUAUGGAAAAUCAGUGAAAGGGACAAAAGACCAGAAGGGUAUAACUUGAAAGAGGAAGAUGGAAGGUAUAGAGAUCCUACUACAGUUACUACACUACGAGUACCAGUCUUCAGGCCCAUGGAUCUAAUGGUUGAAGCCAGUCCACGAAGAAUAUUUGCCAAUGCUCAUACAUAUCACAUCAACUCUAUUUCUAUUAAUAGUGAUUAUGAAACAUAUUUAUCUGCAGAUGAUUUACGGAUUAAUCUUUGGCAUCUGGAAAUUACAGACAGGAGUUUUAAUAUUGUGGACAUUAAGCCUGCCAAUAUGGAAGAGCUAACUGAGGUGAUUACAGCAGCAGAAUUCCAUCCAAACAGCUGUAACACGUUUGUAUACAGCAGCAGUAAAGGAACUAUUCGGUUAUGUGACAUGAGGGCAUCUGCCCUCUGUGAUAGACAUUCUAAAUUGUUUGAAGAACCUGAAGAUCCCAGUAACAGGUCAUUUUUUUCCGAAAUCAUCUCUUCUAUUUCUGAUGUAAAAUUCAGCCAUAGUGGUCGAUAUAUGAUGACUAGAGACUAUUUGUCAGUCAAAAUUUGGGACUUAAAUAUGGAAAACAGGCCUGUGGAAACAUACCAGGUGCAUGAAUACCUCAGAAGUAAACUGUGUUCACUAUAUGAAAAUGACUGCAUAUUUGAUAAAUUUGAAUGUUGUUGGAAUGGAUCUGACAGUGUUGUCAUGACUGGAUCUUACAAUAAUUUCUUCAGAAUGUUUGACAGGAACACAAAGCGAGACAUAACCCUAGAAGCAUCACGGGAAAACAAUAAACCUCGUACGGUUCUGAAGCCACGCAAAGUCUGUGCAAGUGGCAAGAGAAAGAAAGAUGAAAUAAGUGUUGACAGCCUAGACUUCAACAAGAAAAUACUUCAUACAGCCUGGCACCCCAAGGAAAAUAUCAUUGCUGUAGCUACUACAAACAAUCUGUAUAUAUUUCAAGACAAAGUGAAUUAGGGUUGGCAUUCCUAGCAGAAGAGCCCACUUCCUGCUUAGUUGAGAUAGUUGAAUCUAGCAUUCGUACCUAUAAAAGAGAGAGGUCCAUUGUGGCACCCCUUUCCAGUGUUUAACAAUGUGCCAUUUGACAACACAUUUUUAUAGCUACAUGGAGAAAGCUCUGGAUAAAUCACCGUGUUAUUCUCCAUGUCUGCUAGCCAUUUAGGUAAGGGUAGGGCACUUUUAAUUUAAAUGACUUCUUGCACCAUCUUGCCUAAUGGACUAGAUUGGACUGUAUCAACAUUGAUUUACUCCACUUUUUAUGCCUUCCAUUGUGAUGACGUCAAACACAGUGAAAGCCUUCAGUCAUGCUAUGGGAUUUAAUUGUGUAUCCUCAUACUGUAUCAUUUGUGGGGUACACCCCUUCCCCUUUUUUUAAAUUAAAUACAGCUCAUUCUUACUGUGGCUUGUAGCAUUCCUCCUCCUCUGGCUUCCUGGACUCCUCCCCUUCAUCUCUCUUACCUUGCCCCCUCCACCCAGUCUUGGUGGUGGUGUAUAAAAAAAAAAAAGAAAGAAGGAACGAAAGCACACAAAAUGAGUCAUUUUGGGGUCAGUGGUAAAGGGGGGUGUAUGUUGCGAACAAAUGUUUUGAUAACAGUUGGCUGUAAUCCUUGCCAUGUCUGGCACUGAAAAUAAGGGAAAAAAAAAAAAACUACUGAAUAAAAGUGACAAAGAAUGGAGAAUCUGGUUUUCUUUUUCUUUUUGAUCUACCUCUUUAAGGCAAUAUUUUGUGUCUUAUCCUUGGGCACAGUGAAAUGAAAGGAGUUUCCAUUGUUUUUUGGCAUUUUUGUUAAUUAUUUUUAACAAGUCUUUUACAUGGAGAAGAAGAGGUAUUGGUUCUGUAUGAACAUGUUUUGAAUAUAUAUUUGGUAUUACUAAGGAUUUCACAAUCUAUAAAAUUCCACUAGAGAAUUUUUUUUUUUACUGUAGUUAGGAGGGUAUUGGGCACAUUAAUAUCUACAUUUAACUCAUUAUCUGUUAACGAACUUAUUGUAAGUUGGAACCAAUUUGUCGAACUUCAUUUUUUAAGACAUUACAGCACUUGAUUUCAGUUUUGCCUUGCUGUAAAUACUAAGUGAAAGACUUAAACUUUUUUUAAUAAGUUGAAACUUGUUUUUGUCAUUCAGUCAUACAACAUAGCAUAAAACUAACAUCAGGUGAUUUACAUAGUUAAAAUUGACACUGCACUAAACUUUAUUUCACUGCUAUCAAAUUUGAGAAGGAGUCCUGGUGGCACAGCGGUAAAGUGCUCAGCUCCUAACCGAAAGGUUAGAGGUGUGAACCCACCAGCUGCUCUGCGGGAAAAAGAUGUGGCAGUCUGCUUUUGUAAAGAUUACAGCCUUGGAAACUCAAUUGGGCAGUUCUGCUCUGUCCUUAGGGUUUCUAUGAGUCAGUCGACUAGACAGCAAUGGAUGUUUUAUCUGAAUUAAAUGUUCUCUGCCAUGGAUGUGUUUGUAAUUUUUGGUUUUCUAAAGCUGUUAUUAAAGACAAACUUUAAAGGUACAGUGUUCCAAAAGUGCUUAAUGGACUCCAGCAGCUCUUCAAAUAAAAUCUAUAUACGGCUACGUUUUCCAUAAGUGAUGAUACUUUAUCCAAAGACGAAGAGUACCCCUAUUUUUAAUAGACUGUACCUUUUUCAAUCUUCUGGAAGCUUUAAUUAAGAAAAAAUUGACUAUUUUUAAAAGAUAAGUGGGCAUUUAUAUUAGAGAAUGGUAGUGUAUUUCAGUUGAGCAGUAAUAUUUAACAUCCUCAAGUUUUAGAGGACUCAGUGCUUCAUGUAUGUCCACUCCUUCAGUAGUAAAAAGUGAUUAACAAUUGAACCGUAAUUCCCUCUACACUUACACAAACAUUGUCUUGUUAAUAUUUUAGCAGACCGGAGAAAUUUUAUGUAAUAAAAUUAUCUUUCGAACUCAACAAAUCUGGAUUUGUAUUUAAACACUGAUUAUAUGUCUGAUAAAUCUUAAAAUAAUGGCAGUUUUACUAAUUUGGGGAUCUUGGGUACAUUCGUAAUUUAUCCUUCAGACUUAACUUUGAAGCGAGAUAUUCCCCUGCCAUAAGCAUCAGUGACAUUCUGUUCUCUGACUGGACAACUUUUCAGUAAUCUUUUUGGGAGGUUGUUUUCCUAACCUUUGGGUGUAUGUCUUGAGAUAAUACUACAAACAACUCGGGAAUUCUUUUUUGAUUGAUGAGUAGCUAUGAUGAUUUUCAUCCAUGACAGUAAGGGUUAGUUUUUAUAUAUAUUUAAGAGUCUUUAUUGCUAGAAAUCAAAUGCCUCUAUCAAAGAAUGCUAUUAUAAAUCAUUGUAACACUAUUCUCAAGUAUAAUUUUUAAGAUCUUGGAUGUAGCAAACUAUAAGCCCAAGCCACUCAUUUUUAUAUGGUCAUGGCUAAUCUUUUUAUUAAUAAAAAUUAUACAUAGAAUAAACCUAGUCUUGUCAAGUUACUUGUAUUUCCUAUUUUCUUGCCACUAGUAUAUAUACAUGUAUUUUAUCCUUUCUUUAAAAAAAAAUUAUGGCAGGAAAAAGAACUUUCAUUCUAUUAAUUUCCGUUGAUCUUUCCUUAGUGGCUGGACAAGACGAAUAGUUAUAAGUAUGUAAACACAUGUUUAUGUAAUAUUUAACUACUGGAUAUUAAACUUAACUUCUGUGAAGCCCUUAGUCUUGGAAUAAAAAAUGCAUCCAUGCACUUUUUCCUUUCAAAAUAAAGUGAGGAUUUUUUUUAACCUUACUGUAAGAGUUAUUUUGGUUAUAGAUACUCCUAGAUUAAGGGAAACAGAUUAUGAAAACGGGUUGUUUUAAGUGUGUAUUUUCCUCUUAAUAAGAGUAAUGUGUUCUUAGAAUAUUGAUAUAUGAAAGCGAAGCAGUACUGAUAAAAGCAUUUUUAGUGAAAUUUAAACCAUUAGAAAAUACUGCAUCAGCAUCUUUUUUCUACCUCUCAUGAGUUCAAGUGGAGAGAGUAAUGUGCAAUCCUGCGAGAACAGAACCAAGCCCAAAAAAGAAAACAUUAUGCUAGGUAUUCAAGAAUCAAGUCAAUUUACUUCUGCAUUUGAGUGCAUCAUUGAUUAUCUUAUUUAGCUGAUCAGAUUGUUGACAGUUUAAGCUGUGUCUUUGUUUUACCAUGUUUAAAGUUUUUUUUUUUUCCCCACACCCUUCAUCUCUCCCCACAAAAGCUUAGGCCACCAAACCUACUUCAUUUUGUAAUUAUGCAUAGAAGGCCAAUACAACUCAGUCUUUACUUGAGAAUUAAAUGUUAGUAAAUUCAGGAAGCCUUGGAGUCUUAAAUGUUGAAGAUACUUCUUAAAUUGCAUAAUAAAUUGAGUAUUUGUUGUCUUGGUGUUUUAUUGGAUAAUUGGAAGAGGAUUAGACUUUUGUAAUCUAUUAUCUCUAUUGGAAUUCAUAUAAUACCCACCUUAUAGGCUUAAUGUUAACACGAAAAGGUCCUUCAGCACAGUGCUUAUCAAACAAAGCAUUAGAAAGUGUAGUAGCUUCCUCCAAAAGCCUAAUUUGGAAAACAGGUGAAUUUGCAUGGGGCUGGGGGGAGGCUAGUAUUUGUCCUAGCGUUCUAUGCUUAAACUCAUCAAUAGUAUGUGAAUAGCAAGAAGUUACUUGAGGAUUUUCCCACUAGAGCGCAACAAUUAAGUCUUGAUGGACAGCAUUUACAGGUAUUUCUGAGAGUGCAUGAACAGGAAGGUUUUACUUCUGUACUGGAGAAGUUUCAUUAUUAGCCAAAUCAGAGAUCAAAUAAAGGGGAAGUCCCAAGGGAAUUCGUUUAUUCCCAAAUAAAACCAUUAUUCAACAUGACCUUGAAGGUGCUUAAGGGCCUAGUGAUGGAAGGGGAACCCUUAGGUCAACUAAACGGUUGUGCCAUAUUAGAGAAGCAGCAAAAAUAAAAUUGGGAGAGGGUUCUGAGCUGCCAUUUCUUGCAGUCAUAGACUUCAGUCUGCCUACCCCUUUGCAAAAUCAGAUUCAUAUGUGCCAUAUUAGCAUUUUUACCCCUCCAUUUGCCAGAAAUUUCAUGUUGCAUAUUAUGCUGACAACUGUGGAAUGUCUAAAUUCUUUGUAAAAGCCAACUUCUGUGUUCUGAAUACAUGUUCUUCGGAAAAUUGUUUUUAAAAAGUGGAUGGGGAUGGGCACCACACCAGUAAUCUGAUCAUACAGAGAAAACUCCCAUUCACAGUUUUUGUUUUAUCCCCUCUCCUGGGCACAUAAUUUUAUAUACAGAGAGAGAACUUGUGCAGUUUAAUGUCCUGUUUCUCCAUUUAACAUAUCUUGAACGUUUUCCCAUAUCAAAUAUCCUCUGUAAACUACAUUUUCAUGUCUGCAUAGCAUAACAUUUAUGAAUGUACCAUAUUUUUUUUAGUAGUCCUUGUCCAAGUUUUGUUUUCAUUUUUGCUAAUAUAAGUAUUGGAAUAAUGAGCAUACUUACGUAGCAAUCUUGGUGUGUAAGGUUAUUAGGAUACAUUCCUAGAAUUACUAUAAUUACUAUAUCAAGUUUACUAUAUUAAAGGGUAUGGAUACAUUUAUGCUUUGGUUCAUGUUGUUGAAUUUUC